GCGCGGGCCGCCUGAGCUGCCGCCGCCCCACACGCGGGACGCCGGAGUCGCCGCCGUAUCCUCGCGCGCGGGCCGCUGAGCCGCCGCCAACUCCGACGCGCGCAGGCAGCCGCUGCCUCCUCGCGCGCUGGCCGCCUGAGCCACCGCCGCCACCGCGCGGGACCGCCUCUGCCUCCUCGCGCGGGAUGCUGCUGCGUCCUCGCGCGCGGGCCGCCGCCGCCGCCGCGCCGGACUCCGGAGCCGCUGCCAUGGCGGUACAGGAAACUUGAGCACUCGGAGGUCAGGUGGGCAAGUUCUACCUUGCCCUAUUGGUGGGUCCGCCACUGGCCUCUCGUCCCUUCCUCACGCUGCCCCUCCGUUCGCCACCAUCAUCUAGCAGUCGCCGCCCCUCCACCCCCGGCCGCCGCAGCGCGACGCGCCAGUCUCACGGUCCCUCGUCACUUGCUAGUCUCUGACUCUGAGCAGAGAAAUACAGGCCUCGGGCAUGCCCAGCUCCGGCGCCCCGCUGGCCCCGUUCCUGGUCGCAUCCCUCAAGCGGGCUUCCCGACUCCGCUGCGGCGAACAGCUGCACGCGCUCGCGGCCAAAUCGGGCCUUUUCGCCUCCAACGCAUUUGUUCGCAACUCCGUCCUCGCCUUCUACUCGCGCCACCCAUCCUCCCUUGCCAGCGCCCACCAGCUGUUCGACGAAAUACCCCCGCCGCUCCGCGAUGCCGCCGCACGCAACACCCUCCUCGCCGCGCUGGCCCGUGCGGGGCACCUCGACUGCGCGCAGCGCCUGCUUGAGGACAUGCCGCAUGGCCACAGGGACGCUGUCUCGUACACCACCCUCGUGACCGCGCUCGCGCGCGCCGGACACGCGGGGCGCGCUGUGGCUGUGUUCCGCGGCAUGCUCUCAGAUGAUGUUCUCCCCAACGAGGUGACUCUCGCAGGCGCUGUAACCGUGUUCGCCAGCCAUGGGGCAGCGGCCACAGUGGGAAUGGCGCAUGGGGUCGCUCUGCGCCGGGGGCUGGAUGGAUUCAUCAUUGUGGCUACCAACCUGGUCCAUGCGUAUGCCUCGGUGUCAGCGCUCCAUUCUGCCCGUGCUGUGUUCAAUGGGAUGCAGCAUAGGAAUAGGGUCACCUGGAAUGCAAUGCUCAAUGGUUAUGUGAAGGCAGGGAUGAUGGACCAGGCUGCAGAGGUGUUCUGGAGGAUGCCAGAGCGGGAUGUAGUAUCUUUUUCCACGAUGAUUGAUGGGUACAUCCGUGCAGAUAUGGUAUCAGAUGCUCUGAAGGCUUACAUUCAUAUGGUGAGUGAGCUAGACGCCAAUGGUAGUGAAAUGCUGCUUGUUGAUCUGGUAAAGGCAUGUGCUCGGUACUAUGCUGUCACAGAAGGGCGGCAGCUUCACACUGUUAUUCUGAAGCAUGGUUUUGAUGCCCAUGCAUUUGUGCAGGCAACCCUGAUCCAUUUCUAUGGGUGCUGUGGUCUUAUUGGCUGUGCCCAGAUGCAGUUUAGAUUGUCAGACAAAUCACACAUUGCAUCAUGGAAUGCUCUUUUGGCUGGUCUACUAAAGCAGGACCUAACUUAUGAAGCAAGGCAGCUGUUUGAUAAUAUGCCUGAAACCGACAAUAUUUCUUGGAGUACUUUGAUAUCUGGGUAUGUGCAGAUUGGACGUUCAGACAUGGCUUUGCAGCUUUUCUUUUCGAUGCUGAAUUCUAGCGUUGAACCAAAUGAGAUCACAUUGGGAAGUGCUCUAUCUGCAAUUGCUGAUUCUGGCACAUUGGAUCAAGGUAGAUGGAUCCAUGAAUAUAUAAUCAACAAAUCAGUCCAGCUUACUGAUAACCUGAGUGCUGGGUUGAUAGAUAUGUAUGCCAAGUGUGGAAGCGUUGCUGAUGCAGUGCAGUUUUUCAAUCAUGCCAAUGAUAAGUUCUCUUCAGUUUCUCCAUGGAAUGCUAUGAUUUGUAGUUUAGCUAUCCAUGGUUAUGCACACAUGUCACUUGAUCUGUUUUCACAAUUACAGAAGACCAAUAUUAAGCCCAACUCAAUCACAUUCAUAGGUGUUUUAAGUGCAUGCUGUCAUACUGGGAUGGUACCUGAAGGAAAGCGUUAUUUUGAGUCCAUGAGGACAGUAUAUGGAAUCCAGCCAACAAUCAAACACUAUGGUUGUAUGGUUGAUCUUCUUGGUCGAGCUGGCUAUUUGGAAGAGGCUGAACAGCUUGUUUUAAUGAUGCCCAUGAAAGCAGAUGUUGUGAUUUGGGGCAGCAUCCUUUCGGCAGCAAGGGCACAAGGAAACAUAGCAUUAGGAGAGAAAGCAGCUGAAGAACUAGCUAAGGUUGACCAAACCCAUGGUGCAUCAAAAGUAGCCUUGUCUAAUAUAUAUGCUGAUGCUGGUCGUUGGACCAACGUUUCAGUUGUGAGGAAGGAGCUACAGGAUGAGAAUUUUGAGAGAUUAUCUGGAAACAGUGGCAUUGUACAGUAAUAGGAUAAAGUAUUUUUCAAUUAGCUCUAAUGGUCAACUGAUGCUGGUCAUAUUCAUUAUGUCUGCUGAAGAUGCUGUAAUAAUUGUUCUCUGUCAAAAGUAAAAGCAACUGCAAGCAAGAUAUAGUGACUGAAAUAUAAUUUUGACUGGCUACAUAUUACCAAAAACAAUUGAUGAAGAAGAACUAGAAAAUUUUGGAGAACUGUCACUUCAUAAGCAGGACAACUUCAUGGAAAACUUCGUCAGCACUGCAUGAAGCAGGACCAGGGACGGCACCAAAGGAGCUGGGCGGAGGUGAUCCCUAAAGAUUGUGCUGAGUUCAUGGAUUUGAAAUAGAGGUCAACGCCAAAACCUUGCUUGGAGAAUCAAAUUUUGAUCAUAUUUUGCUGAGGUAUGAUUGGAACUAGCAAUAAACUCUCGGAAGUUAGAAGCUUGAAAUUGUGCUUGAAGUUCCCUUAUGCAUACAGCAUACCACAAAUAAAAAUUUCCAUGUUACUCUCUAGAACUGGCCUAGCUGAAAUCUGCUGAAACUUGACGGGUAUCUAAAACCCACUGAAGAUAAAAUGCAACAGUUGGUUGGUAGCCGCCUUUCCAACAUGACCACAUCCAUACACUUCAGGUCACUGUUGAAACCUGAUCUAUUUGUGCUGCGAGUUUCGACGCCAGGUAUGGUUGUAGGCUCGCUCUUAGUUGUGUCUUCAUCGUAUAAAAUAAUUCUUGAGACGUGACAGCUUACGCGCAGAGAAUGAAAGCUAGAAUUGAUAGAUCCAUUUUAUCUUCUUCAGAAGUACCCCCUUCAGACCCGAGUACGACUGCUGCACGUUCCACUGCCACUGCGAAAUAAAUUUGGUAUCCUGAUCCCAUCGUAGGUCAAGCGUCAAAGAACAAAGAGCCACCGAGUCUAUCCGGAAAUGGAGAUCAUGCCACUUUAACAAAAGGAUAGUGAGGCAUUUUCCAGUUUUGUUCAUUUUCAAUAAGCACCAACAUCUAACAUUAUUCCAUCCAUUGCCCCCCCCCCCAAAAAAAAAAAACCCCACCCCCUACCCAAAAAAAAAACUGCAAUUGUGACAUCCUGGCCCGCCCAAGAUGAAUUUAAGCCCACUAGUGCCCCAUGUAUGAGUGGCAUGACAUGUGUGAGGAGUUGUUCCACCUUUCUAAUUUAGGGUGAGGUAAGACCUUGGUUGCCUUCUCGAGUGUUCCCCAGUGAACAGUAGAGAGAGGCCUUUUCCCCAAAUUUCUGCAUCUUUCUCUCCGAGAUUCGAUCCAGGAAGUUGGAGGAAUCUUGCAGGCAUCCAUCCGGUGGAGUGCGCUGCUUGCUGAUUGAAGGAUUUGUGUGGUGCUUCUGCAUUCUCGCCUCGCUGGGCAAGUUUUCUCCACUGGGAUAGAACUUCCGAUUCGGGGCGACUAAGGGGUGAUCCUAGCAUCACUGCCCGUCCUUGGUCGGAGCUUUGUGCCCGGUGGCCAGAAAGUGUGGCGGAUGGCGGCGAUGCAGAAGAUGGGCAAGAAGAUUGCAGUCUUGGAGAUGAGGGAGGGGGCUCCCCGUAUUGCAGGAGUUGAGAAGAGGAUAGGUACAACCCCGAAGGAGAAGAACCAAGGUUUCGAAGAACAGGUAUCUGAUUUAUUUGGGAAGCUAAAUUUGACUGCAAAAGAGAAUGAAACAUUGGUUUUAGAAGACCUUGAAGAAUCUGAUUUGGCUGUGGUGAAUCAUGCGGUGAUUGGGAAAGUUCUUGCGCCUAGUUCUUUACAUUUGCAAACAAUUAUGUCUGCUAUGCGUCUGGCCUGGGGCAACCCAAGGGGAUUGGAAGCAAGGUUUUAAAAAACGCUAGACGCUAGGUGAACGCUAGCCUAUGGUUUAGAGUUUUUUGUGAUUAAACGUAGAUUAAACGUCUUUUGUGAUUAAACGACACUGUGAUUAAACGCAACGCUAGGCCAAAGUUUAGAGUUUAAUCAAGAUUAAACGUAGUUUUAAAACGUUUUUUAAAACAGGGAUUGGAAGCAAGGAUGGUGGGGGAUAAUCUCUUUAUAGCUGAGUUUGAGUCUGAGCAUGAUAAGAACAGAGCCUUGGAGGGAUCUCCAUGGUUUAUAGGCCGCCAAUCAGUGGGAAGAAAUGCAGUGAUUUUACAGGAGUUUAACUAUGAUUUAAGGCCAAGUGAUGUCAAGUUUGACGAGAUGGCUAUUUGGAUCAACAUUCUGAAUCUACCUUUUGGGCUAAGGAAUGAGAAGUGGGGUUUUGAGCUUGCUGGUAAGAUUGGAAAACAAGUCUUGAAAGUGGAUGUUGAUGAACAAAAAAGGGCAGUGGGGAAAGAGCUGAGAGCAAGAGUAAUUAUUUCAUUGAAAGAACCAUUGUGCCGAGGGGUAUCUGUUGUUUCUUCUAGGAGACAGAGAAGGGAAUGGUACGAUGUGGUGUAUGAAAAAGUCCCAUAUUUUUGUUUUUCCUGUGGCAUUAUUGGCCAUUCAGAGAUUGAAUGUCCUAAGCCGGCUCUCCGUGAUGAUAAAGGUUGUUUACCAUACAAUGAAAAAUUACGGGCACCUGAUGAGAGGAAAAUGAAGAAUCAGGGUGAAUGGCAUACUCAAGGAGAUAGCUCAUCUAGAAGGAGUAAUUCUGCUGGAGUGAGGGGGAGUGCUGACUCAAAAAAAUCUGAGACAAAUAAGAGUGAUGACAGUCAAAAAGAUGGUAUGGAAGGAAGAGUGGAUGCUGCUACCAUUGAAGCAUUUUCGCCAUUAAGAAAUCAAGUGUCCAAAGUUGGUUUGCCUCCAGAUGAUUUUCAGUCAACAAUACACUCUAAGAAACGUAAACCUGAUGAGAGGGUGUUCCAAAACAACUUGGAUGACAAUGAGGACAAUACCAUAGAAGUCUAUGAGGAUUUACCUAUGGCCCUAAUGCCAAUAAUGCUAGGGGAUAAUAAUUCUCAAGAAAGAUUGGGAGAAAGUGAACUCUCGGAUGCUUCUAAAAAAAUGAAAAAGGAAAACGCGGGGCUGCUGGAACAGCCUCGCGUGCAAAAUUGAGGCUAAUAACAUGGAAUUGCCAGGGAUUGGGGAAUGGCCCGGCAAUUCGAGGGCUUCUGGAUAUCCAGAAGCGGGAGGCCCCUGAUGUCCUUUUCUUGUCGGAAACUAAACAUGAUGAAAAGUGGAUGGAUUGGUUGAGGUGGAAACUGGAAAUGCCUAAUAUGGUGGUUGUUGAUAGUGUGGGAAAUAGUGGUGGUUUAGCUCUGUUUUGGAGGAGAGGAAUUCAGCUUGCUGUGAAAAGCUUCGCGAUAGUGUGAUAGGAGGAGAUGAUGGAUUUCAGUGGAGAUUCACUGGUAUUUAUGGGGAGUCAAGGAAUGAGAACAAGAAUAAUACGUGGAAGACUUUACAUUAUUUAAAGGAACAAUUUGAGAUGCCGUGGCUAUGCAGCGGAGAUUUCAAUGAAAUUUUGUUUGGCUGUGAGAAGGAGGGUGGGCCACCAAGGGCUGAAUCGAGUAUGCAAAAAUUCAGAUCGGUGUUGGAGGAAUGUGGACUACAUGAUCUGGGCUUUGUGGGUGACCCUUUUACUUGGCGGAAUAACCAUCACAUGGCUGCUGGUUUUAUAAAGGAGAGACUUGAUAGAGCAGUCGCUAAUCAGUGGCGGAGGACGGAUUGAAAGUUAGGUAUGGCAGAACUGGAUUGACGAAGCUUAAAACUGCAAUAUAGCACUAGUGUUGAUGCUUAACAGGUUUAAAUGCAUCUCAAAACAACUCAGUCCAAAGUUGAGCAUGCAUUCCCACCAAAACCUGAGGUAUGGCGACUGCCCUACCUUGCCCUACCGAGCCCUCCGCCACUGUCGCUAAUAGUGCUUGGAGAUGUAAGUUCCCAGUGGUGAGGGUUGUUAAUGGGGACCCCAGACAUUUAGAUCAUAGACCAAUUAUAAUUGAUGUGGGGAAUAAAGAGAACAACGAGUGGAAUGGCCCUAUGCAGGUGUUUCCAAAAUUUGAGGCUAGAUGGCUGCAAGAGGAGUGUGAGGCUCGAGUGAUUGAUGCAUGGGGGAGAGCUUUAGAGGAAGGGGUUAACAGCAUGGUGGAAAUGCAGAAGAAGGUGCUGGGCGAUCUAUGGGAAUGGGAUAGGAAUGUUUUAGGAGAACUGGAGCGGAGAAUUAAAAGAGCUAAAAGGGAGUUAGAGAUCUGCAGACGACAGGGCAUUUCUCAAGAAUCAGUAAAUUGAGAACAUCUAUUGCGUUAUAAACUUGAACGGCUGCAAGACCAACAUGAUAUAUAUUGGAGGCACGAGCUCAUAACACAUGGUUGACAAAGGGUGACAGAAAUACUAGUUUCUUCCAUGCAUUUGCAUCAAAACGGAGAAGGAAGAAUUGGAUCAGUAAGUUGAAGGAUGACAACGGUGAUACGGUGGAGGGAGAACAAUUAAAGAAUUUUAUUGCUAACCAAUAUCGGUAUUUGUUUUCUUCACGUGUAGGACAAAUGGAUGAAGUGCUGAGCUGUGUCGACCCUAGAGUUACACAGGACAUGAAUGAGACUUUGAUGAUGCCAUUUACAGGAGAGGAGGUAUGGAAGGCCCUUGAGAGCAUAGGAGACUUGAAGGCCCCUGGCGCUGAUGAAGGUUUAUCAGCAAUGUUGCAAAAAGCUGAGCGUGAUGACAGAAUUGAAGGCAUCUAGAUUUCGCGAGGUGCACCAAGAGUAAAUCACCUAUUCUUUGCUGAUGACUCUUUGAUAUUGAUGAGGGCUACAGCAAGCGAUGCACAAGAGCUCAAGUGUAUUUUGGAGGUAUAUGAAAGGGCUUCUGGACAGGUUAUCAAUAGGGACAAAUCAUCUAUAAUGUUCAGCCCAAACACAAGCCAUCAAGUUAGGAAUUCUAUGGUUUCAGACCUGUCUAUUGGGUUCGAAGCUAGGAGUGAACGAUAUUUGGGGCUACCUGUUUCAGUGGGAAAAUCAAAGAAGAGAUCAUUUGAGUAUAUCAAAAAGAAGAUUUGGAGCAGAAUUCAGGGCUGGCAGGAGAAACUUCUAUCGAAGGCUGGUAAGGAAAUUCUUAUCAAAGCUGUAGCACAAUCUAUCCCCACCUAUGCUAUGUCAUGUUUUGAUCUUACAAAAGGUCUAUGUGAGGAGCUAAAUAUGAUUAUUGCUAGAUACUGGUGGAGUCAGCAAGACAAAACAAAUAAAAUUCAUUGGCUUAGUUGGAAAAAACUUACACGAUCAAAGAAAAAAGGUGGUUUAGGAUUUCGGGAUUUGCACUUGUUUAAUUUGGCAAUGUUGAGCAGGCAAGCAUGGAGGCUGCUGACUAGCCCUAACACAUUGUGUGGGCAGGUACUGAAGUCGAGAUAUUUCCCAAAUUCGGAUAUUCUUCAUUGUCAGCCGCGUGCGGGCAUUUCAUAUACCUGGAGAAGCAUUCUGAGAGGAGCGGAACUGUUGAAGGAAGGUAUUAUAUGGAGAUUCGGUAACGGGGAGAAUGUGAAGAUAUGGGAGGACCCAUGGCUGCCCAGAGGAUCUACAAGAAAACUGGCCACUCCUAGAAGAUCAUGCUUGCUAACAAGAGUUAAUGAACUUAUUGAUCCAGUUACGGGUGAAUGGGAUGAGCAGCUAAUCUGUGACAAUUUUUGGCCAGAGGAUGCGGCCGAGAUCUUAAGGAUUCCAAUUAAUGUACAUAUGGAGGACUGGCCUGCAUGGCACUUUGACCCAAAGGGCUUAUUUUCAGUUAAAUCAGCUUAUAAAGUGGCAGUGACAAGAAGAGAUGCUCUUACAGGCAGAGAUGGUUCCACUUCUGGGAAUGUAAAUGGGGGUGGGGAUGAAUUUAAAUGGCACAAAAUAUGGCAGCUCAAAGUUCCCAAUAAAGUGAAGAUGUUUGUGUGGCGAUUAGCACACAACAGCCUACCUGUGAGAAGAAAUGUGGCUAACCGAGGUAUCAAUAUUGAUACUAUGUGCCCGGUUUGUAGAAGGUUUGAUGAAGACUGUGGACAUCUAUUUUUCAAAUGUAAGUUUGCUAAGCUGUGCUGACGCCUCAUGAAUAUGGAACACAUUAGAGCUGAAUUGGUGAAUUGUCAAUCAGGAGUGGAAACAAUUAAUAAGAUUUGGGGAUUUGAUAGACACAUACAACUGAAAGUUAUUGUAUUUCUUUGGAGAUGGUGGUCAGCAAGAAACAAGGUCAAUGAAGGUGAGAGGAUGCAGAGUGCGAAUGAGAUUUGUAGCUCUGUAUGUUAUUUCUUGAUGGAGGUUCAAAAAUUGGAGAGAAACGCAAUGAAACAAACGGCUGUGGCCCGGUAUAGUUGGAAACCACCCCCUGCAGACAUUUAUAAGAUUAAUUCUGAUGGGUCUUUCGAUCCGAGUAGCAGAUCAGGGGGUUGGGGAUUUAUUGUAAGGGACAGUAGCGGUGAGGUUCUAGCUGCAGGAGCGGGUAAUAUUACCUACGCAGCAUCAUCUUUGCAAGCUGAAGCUAUUGCAGUGUAUAAGAGUAUGACACGAAUAAUCUUGGAGAUGGACGCUACCGUCCUUGCUUCUGCUCUGAAAUCAUGCUGUGUUGAUCGAAGUGCUAUUGGUGGUUUGGUGUAUCAGAUACGAGACAUUAUGUGUGACGAUUUCUCCUGCUGUACUGUCUCUGUGUGUAAUCGAAGCUGUAAUAAAGUGGCAGAUUGCUUAGCUUUUUAUGGAGUGUAUGUGUUGUUCUCUGGUUCUGAAGUGUUUAUGAACCAAGUACCAGACUAUGUAAAGGACCUUGUUUUGGGCGAUUUGCCCAAUAUUGUCUAACGUGUUAGUGAUUUGAAUAAUAAAAAAUUUAGGGUGAGGUUCAUCAACAUGUAAA
This is a messenger RNA of Panicum virgatum (switchgrass), 9214 nucleotides long. Its product is annotated as pentatricopeptide repeat-containing protein At5g19020, mitochondrial-like. NCBI's taxonomy places the organism in Eukaryota, Viridiplantae, Streptophyta, Magnoliopsida, Poales, Poaceae. Gene Ontology annotation, molecular function: protein binding; RNA binding. The transcript is spliced from 3 exons. Gene Ontology annotation, biological process: RNA modification. The record is from RefSeq and is a predicted model, not a curated record. The coding region runs from base 485 to 2455 and encodes 656 amino acids.